This is a messenger RNA of Coniophora puteana RWD-64-598 SS2, 480 nucleotides long. RefSeq lists its product as uncharacterized. NCBI's taxonomy places the organism in Eukaryota, Fungi, Basidiomycota, Agaricomycetes, Boletales, Coniophoraceae. The transcript has 3 exons. Bases 1 to 480 code for a protein of 159 amino acids. The record is from RefSeq and is a predicted model, not a curated record.
AUGUUCCUUCUAUUAAUUUACGUGUCUAUCUCACGCAUUGUUUAUCAGGAUUGGGCUGCCCGCAGAUAUAUUUACUGCGGGCCCGUUAUCCAGAACCUCCUCAACGAAGUCUUCUUUCAAGACCGUGAUGACGACGCCAUCCGGUGUCGUGACUUUUACGAGCCAUUCCCCAAACUGGCUCUCGCACUCAUCAUGACAGCGAUCGAUUGUGCCAUUGAUGAAUGGCAUACGGGUAAGCGGGGCAGGAUCACCUUCUCGGAGACGGCUUACCGCCCUGUGUACAAAACGUACCUCGAGGACCUCAACCGGUUCGAACUGGAGGGCCUCCAGCAUAACAUUCUGGGGAAGCUUCAGGCCCGGAUGUAUCGGGAUGGCCUUGAACACGCUGGAGUCCAGUACCAACCGGUCACUUCAGUGUCCAUGAGUAAGGAGGUGCUCGCGAACGGGGUCGCUGAGCUGGUCGUUGAAUUCAACAACUAG